AUGUCUACACCGAUAGCACGGAAUCUUUGGCGUGUUGCGCGGCCCGCCGUUAAGACGGCCGGGUGCCUUCGCUCAGUAACAGCACCAUCACCAUCACCCAGACCAUGCGCCGCCGCCGCCGCCUUCUCAACAACGCCAAAUCGCAAGAUCAUGGAGACAACCGGCUUCACCGAGAACCAGCUCACAGUCCGCGAGGCCGUCAGCCAGGUCUGCUCCGAGUUCCCCAACACCUACUGGCAAGAGCGCGAUCAGACCGAGCAGGACCCGAAGGAGUUCCACGCGGCGCUGGCGAAGGACGGAUGGCUCGGCAUCGCCCUCCCGGAGUCCCUCGGCGGCUCCGGCCUGGGCAUCUCCGAGGCCACCAUGAUGAUGCAGACCAUCAGCGAGUCCGGCGCCGGCAUGGCGGGCGCCCAGUCCAUCCACGCCAACGUCUACGCCACGCAGCCGCUCGCCAGGUUCGGCACGCCGGAGCAGCUCGAGGGCACGAUCCCCAAGAUCAUCUCGGGCGAGUGGCGGACGUGCUUCGGCGUCACCGAGCCCAACUCGGGCCUCGACACGCUGCGCCUCGCGACGACGGCCAGGAAGCAGACCGACGGGUCCUACCUCGUCACGGGGCAGAAGAUCUGGAUCACCUGCGCCCAGGUCGCGUCCAAGAUGAUCCUCCUCGCCCGCACCAGGGCCUACGAGGACUGCGCCAGGCCGAGCGAGGGCCUGUCGCUCUUCUGCAUCGACCUCGACCGCUCGCAGCCGGGGCUCGACAUGCGCAAGAUCAAGAAGAUGGGCGGCCGCGCCGUCGACGCCAACGAGGUCUUCUUCGACAACUACCGCAUCCCCGCCGGCUCCCUCGUCGGCCGCGAGGGCCAGGGCUUCAAGAUCAUCCUCCACGGCAUGAACGCCGAGCGGUGCCUGCUCGCCGGCGAGGCGCUGGGCCUGGGCUAUGCCGCCGUCGCCAAGGCCUCGGCGUACGCGCGCGACCGCGUCGUCUUCAACCGGCCCAUCGGCCAGAACCAGUCCAUCGCGCACCCGCUGGCCGACGCGUACAUGAAGCUGGAGGCCGCCAAGCUGGCCACCUACCACGCGGCGCGGCUGUACGACGCCAGCAGGGAUGACCCGUCCAUCCGCCAGGACCAGGUCGGCGUCGCGGCCAACAGCGCAAAGUACAUGGCGGCCGAAGCCGCCUUCACGGCCUGCGAGCGCGCCGUGCUGACACACGGCGGGAUGGGAUACGCCGCCGAGUACGACGUCGAGAGGUACCUGCGCGAGAUCUUUGUGCCCAGGAUCGCCCCCGUGUCUCGCGAGAUGAUCUUGUCUUAUAUCAGCGAGAAGGUUCUCAACUUGCCGCGGAGUUAUUGA
Messenger RNA from Colletotrichum higginsianum IMI 349063, 1353 nucleotides. Its product is annotated as Acyl-CoA dehydrogenase. Gene Ontology annotation, molecular function: acyl-CoA dehydrogenase activity; flavin adenine dinucleotide binding. The coding region runs from base 1 to 1353 and encodes 450 amino acids. Lineage: Eukaryota; Fungi; Ascomycota; Sordariomycetes; Glomerellales; Glomerellaceae. The transcript has a single exon. The record is from RefSeq and is a predicted model, not a curated record.